Molecule: messenger RNA, 1269 nt
Organism: Venturia canescens
Lineage: Eukaryota; Metazoa; Arthropoda; Insecta; Hymenoptera; Ichneumonidae
Gene: eIF6
Product: eukaryotic translation initiation factor 6
Exons: 6
Coding region: 195-932 (245 amino acids)
Biological process (GO): maturation of LSU-rRNA; ribosomal subunit export from nucleus; cytosolic ribosome assembly
Cellular component (GO): cytosol; preribosome, large subunit precursor; nucleolus
Molecular function (GO): ribosomal large subunit binding
Source: RefSeq, a predicted model, not a curated record
GUAGACCUCGUGGUUAGCGUUCUCGAACAGAACGACACUUGCACUUGUUCACUGUCGAAAUCACGAAAGAGAGGUUAACCGAAUCGCAGUUGACAAAUUUUUUUUUGUUCCUCUAAUCAAACAUAGCAAUAUUGUUAUUAAAAAAAAUUUCUCUUGAAACACCAUAUGUAAUUAAAUCUUUUCAACAAGUAAAAAUGGCAGUUCGCGUACAAUUCGAAAAUAACAACGAGGUCGGCGUGUUUUCGAAACUCACUAACUCUUAUUGCCUCGUAGCUAUUGGCGGUUCGGAGAAUUUCUACAGUGUUUUUGAAGCUGAACUCGGGGAAACGAUACCUGUCGUUCAUGCCUCCGUGGCCGGUUGCAGAAUUAUCGGGAGACUGUGCGUCGGCAAUAAAAAUGGACUUCUUGUACCAAAUACCACGACCGACAUUGAACUCCAACACAUAAGAAAUUCUUUACCGGAUAGUGUCAAAGUUCAGCGUGUAGAGGAAAGACUUUCUGCUUUGGGGAACGUUAUCGCCUGCAAUGAUUACGUUGCUCUUGUUCAUCCAGAUCUUGAUAGGGAAACGGAAGAAAUACUUGCAGACACCUUGAACGUCGAAGUAUUCAGACAAACGGUAGCAAGCAAUGUUCUUGUUGGUUCUUACUCUGUUUUAUCCAAUCAAGGAGGCUUAGUGCACCCAAAAACUUCUAUACAGGAUCAGGAUGAACUGUCGUCCUUAUUACAAGUGCCAUUAGUGGCAGGAACGGUGAACAGAGGUAGCGAUGUAAUAGCAGCUGGUAUGGUUGUAAACGAUUGGGCAAGUUUUUGUGGUAUGGAUACAACGGGUACAGAGCUAUCAGUGAUAGAGAGUGUGUUCAAGUUGAAUGAAGCAACUCCAGCAGCAAUAACAUCAUCGAUGCGCGCGUCCCUUAUCGAGAGCAUGUCCUAGAACCACCUUAAAAAAACUUGUGCGACAACUUGUGUGCCGAGCAAGGAGACUCACCGUUACCUGUGUACGUGUACAUAAAAGCGAACUUAUUGUAUUCCAUAAUUGCACAAAGUGAUGAGAACGGCUUUCGGAGAGGAUGUCGCACAGAGCGUUACGAACUCUUCAAUUUACACCCGACAAAAAACAAAUAAAUUUUCCAAACGCUUAAAUAAGGAAACAAAGAAAAACAUAAAAGAACAAAGCUUUCUUCGAGGAUUAUAUAAUAAAUUUCCAUAUCGAUAUGGUAUACAUAUUAAUGAAAAUAAAACAAAAAAAAUGAAGUCAUGAUGAAUAUUAA